Messenger RNA from Coniophora puteana RWD-64-598 SS2, 600 nucleotides. RefSeq lists its product as uncharacterized. NCBI's taxonomy places the organism in Eukaryota, Fungi, Basidiomycota, Agaricomycetes, Boletales, Coniophoraceae. The transcript is spliced from 2 exons. The record is from RefSeq and is a predicted model, not a curated record. The annotation marks the transcript as partial.
CCACCACCACCUCUUCCGGACGGCUGCCAAGGGUGUCCCAUCUCUUGGGACGUCCCUGGUGGCUCGUUCCUCGAAACCUUCCCAGUCGGCCGGUUCUCAGACGGUCACGGCGCUUUGCCGUUCACCCUGGAGAUGCCCACCUUCGACAAUCCCAAGGGGCGAGCCAAGACUUGUCAACAACAGCUCGCCACCACCGACCCCUGCUCCGAGUGUGCGGCUAUCCAUAAGGAGGUGGACCGACUUCGCCCAAUGGCUGUCAGCGCGGCUCCUCAUACCCGCUAUCAGCUUCUCAGCAUGCUUCAGCUCGGCUCGCUCGCUCGCUCGCUGCGAGCCCAGAUCAAUGACCUCAAGCUCAAUUCGCUCAACAACACUCGCCGAAUCGGCAACACGCUCGCGCGCCUCGACACCUUCAACGUGCUCUUGAUGGCCCUGGCCAAGCAUGAUGUGCCACGCGUGCACCAGCUCAUCAGCGCAGCCCGCCGUCAUGGUGACAGCCUGCACACCAUCCUCAACCGUGUCGGGGAGGCCAUCAAGACCGUGUACAGACCCCGUGGCUAUGCCAAGGAAGAUCUCGAGAUGGCUAACCUCAUCUAUCGCCUC